This is a messenger RNA of Oryctolagus cuniculus (rabbit), 718 nucleotides long. Its product is annotated as cell division cycle 34, ubiqiutin conjugating enzyme. The record is from RefSeq and is a predicted model, not a curated record. NCBI's taxonomy places the organism in Eukaryota, Metazoa, Chordata, Mammalia, Lagomorpha, Leporidae.
CAUGGCCCGGCCAUUGGUGCCCAGUUCGCAGAAGGCGCUGCUGCUGGAGCUCAAGGGGCUGCAGGAGGAGCCGGUCGAGGGCUUCCGCGUGACGUUGGUGGACGAGGGCGACCUGUACAACUGGGAGGUGGCCAUCUUCAGGCCGCCCAACACCUACUACGAAGGCGGCUACUUCAAGGCUCGGCUCAAGUUCCCCCUGAAUUACCCGUACUCCCCGCCGGCCUUCCGCUUCCUGACCAAGAUGUGGCACCCGAACAUCUAUGAGACAGGGGACGUGUGCAUCUCCAUCCUGCACCCCCCGGUCGACGACCCCCAGAGUGGGGAGCUGCCCUCCGAGCGCUGGAACCCCACACAGAACGUGAGGACCAUCCUGCUGAGCGUGAUCUCUCUGCUCAACGAGCCCAACACCUUCUCGCCAGCCAACGUGGACGCGUCCGUGAUGUACAGGAAGUGGAAGGAGAGCAAGGGGAGGGACCGGGAGUACACAGACAUCAUCCGGAAGCAGGUGCUGGGGACCAAGGUGGACGCGGAGCGGGACGGCGUGAAGGUGCCCACCACGCUGGCCGAGUACUGCGUGCGGAGCAAGGCGUCGCCGCCCGACGAGGGCGCCGACCUGUUCUACGACGACUACUACGAGGACGCGGACGCCGAGGCCGAGGGCGACAGCCGCUUUGGGGACGAGGACGAGGACUCGGACUCAGGCGCCGAGGAGUCCUGA